CACAGAGAGAGAUUUAAUAAAUACUAUCUGAAGGAAGCUGCUGGCGGAGUGUAAAUACCGGUGCCCUUUCCUGUUCUGCCCUUGGGCGGAGCUGCCCCCCCCCCCCCGGACCCUGGUUCUGACCCAGAGGACUAGCUGCUUGCAGGAGGGGCAGCCGAAUUGAAAGGCAGGGGCAGAUCUCAAAGGAACGGAUCUGCACUUGUCCUUUGAGAAGCUGCCCUGCAUUUCAACCUAAGUUCCUUUUGGAUCUCCGCAAGAGCAGAGAACCCCACGCAAGAAAGUCAUGCAAGAGGACCAUGAGGAGACCACCAUUCUGGAUCCCCAACAGUGUGUCUUUCACGCUGAAAGAGCAGGCAGUGACACUCUCAGCAAGCGGAAGGCACAGACGUUUCCCACGGAGCGUCCCACAGGAUUGGAGGACCCCACAUUUGUAAGGGGCGAAGAGAGCCCUCCCCAGGGCGUUAUGGAAGGAGUGGUUUUUCAUCCUCACCAGGGACUGGAGACACAGCAGAGAAGCUGCCCUUCAGAGGGAGAAAGAAAUUCUGUUCCCUUCUGGGGCGGCUACGAAGGGCUUGGUGGAUCUACAGUACAACAGAGAACCCCCCCAGGAGAGAUCCAAGAGGGCAGCGAAGGCCACAGUUGGAGGCCAGACUUUGUGAUCAGCAGGAGGGGCUGUAAGAAACGGGACAAGCCGUACAAAUGCUCCGAGUGCGGGAAGAGCUUCAGCGUGAGCUCUGACAUUAUCCGCCACCAGAGAAUCCACACGGGGGAGAAGCCGUACAAAUGCCUGACCUGCGGGAAAGGCUUCAACCAGAAUUCCCACCUGACGGCGCACCAGAGAACCCACACAGGGGAGAAGCCGUACAAGUGCUGGGAGUGCGGGAAAAGCUUCAGCCUGAGCUCAGACUUCACCAGGCACCAGAGGAUCCACACGGGGGCCAAGCCGUACAAAUGCUGCGAGUGCGGGAAGGGCUUCAUCCAGAAGUCGCACUACAUCACGCACACGAGGAGCCACACGGGCGAGAACCCGUUCCAGUGCCCCGAGUGCGGGAGAGGCUUCACCUCCAGCACGCUGCUCAUCAGACAUCAGAGAAUCCACACGGGCGAGAAGCCGUUCAAGUGCUCCUACUGCGAGAAGAGGUUCUGCGCCAGCUCGAACCUUGUGACCCACAUGCGGACGCACACCGGGGAGAAGCCGUUCCCGUGCCGCGAGUGCGGGAAGAGCUUCAGCCAGAAAUCCACGCUGAUCGCUCACGAGAGGACGCACACGGGCGAGAAGCCCUACAGGUGCUGGUGCGGGAAAAUGUUCAGCAAGAGCUCGGACCUCCUGGCACACGAGAGGACCCACACGGGGGAGAAGCCUUACGUCUGCCCAAGCUGCGGGAAGAACUUCCGGAUGAGCUCGCACCUCGUGAGGCACCAGCGCACCCACACCGGGGAGAAGCCGUACAAAUGCUCCGAGUGCGGGAGGAGCUUCAGCGCCAGCUCGCACCUUAUCAGACAUCAGAAAAUCCACCUGGAAGCCAACUGACAAACAACGGAACGCAGGCGUGCAGCAGGGACAAAAUCCCACCGCUGACACAAGACAAGGUGCAAUUUCUCAGAUGCUGGGCUUCUUGAAACCAGCAGGACUUACUUCUAAGUUAAUGUGUUUUGGAUUGCUUUACACUGAGGUAUCGUCCCUCAUUUUAGGUCUGGGCUGGUGUCAAUAAGAUGCGGCAGUUACAUGAAGCAUGGGAAGAGUGUCAGUCAGGAAUCUGCCCUGAUUGUGCACAAGGGAGAGGCAAAAUGAUGUUGUGCUCCAGCCCCCAACCCAUAAGCACUAUUCUGUAACUGGUUGGCCUCUUCCAGAAAUGGUAGCAGAGCCAUUCUCAAAUAGCUCGUCUGAGCACUUACUUCCCUGCUGAGCAUUUACUUCUUACUUACCUUCUGCUGGCACUCAAAAUCAGUCCCCUUGCCUCAAGGGAGGGCCGUAGCUCAGUGACAGAGCAUCUGCUUUGAAUGCAGAAGGUGGGAAAGACUCUCUCCCCGAAACCCUGGAGAGUCGGUGCCAGUCUGUGCUGACAACAUUGAGCUAGAUGGACUCUCCUUCCUUGGAGGUUUUUUAAGCAGAGGUUGGAUGGAGCACUGCAACCCCAUAGUCAACUUUGUUUUUUUUUUAGUUGAGAUUCCUGCAGGGGGUUGGACUAGAUGACCCCUGGGGUUCCCUUCCAACAGUUCUGUGAUUGUAAUGGUCUCGACUCAGUAUGUUCCUCAUAGCAAGACCACCUCUAUUCUUAAGCCUCUUGGAGAAGGCAAGACUUUUUGACAGUGUUCACAUUUCGAGCAUCUGUUGUAUUUUCUUUCUUGGGCAAAGGAAAAUGGAAUCGACCCUGCCAAAAGCAGGAUUUAACCCCCUGCCCCAUCAAGGGGAUUGAAUGUUGCUGGGUAGGCUGCACUCACCAGUUCCCUGCAGGGAACCCCAAGAAUGAACAAGGAGGGUUAAAUCCUGCUGUUUUAAUGGACUCCUCCACCUUCAACAGGAGGGCAGAAACUGCCCAAUGACCUAUCACCUGGAACCAUGAUUGUAUCAAAUGAUUGACAAGUGGGUGGUCCUACCUACCUGUCAAACUUGGGGGGGGGGGGUGUUAGGAGAAAUAUCAGGCCUGCAGUCCCUCACUUGCUACUGUCAGGAAUGCAGUUGGGUUAGUGCCCCCUGCCCCAGGUAAGGUCUGCGGUGGACAAGGUAUCUCAUCAAUGCAAUAUUUUAAAUAAUUGAAGAGUGCAUAGGGGUUUUUGUUGAGGGUCAAGCUUGAAGUCCACCCUGAAGCAGUCAGAGAUGAGCCUCAAGUGUGUGUGGUCAGAUGAUGGGUGUCCUUGGGGGGGGGGAUAUCCUGAGCCCAGUUUUCUCUCCCCAUCUCCCGCCAGUAUGAAAUCAAGCAAGAUUAUUUGUGGAUACAUUACUUGUUCUUCUUUUUUGGGGAAGUUACUGUUACAAAAUUCUUUCUCCCCACCCCCCCUCUAAAAACACAAAUAUACACAUGCAAAUAUUUGUUUUCCCCUCUGCAUCGCACGCUAACAAGACGGAAUAAUCAAGUUACAUAUUAGUAAGUCUCUGCUUGGCGCUCUGUAACUUUCCAUUUGCCUGUCGGUAUUGACAACGGUGCUAUUAAAUAAUUGAAGGCAAUCUAGUUUGCAGUGCAGCCAAUUCCUUUGUGGGUUAAUGGGCAGCCGUUGUAAGAUUUGGGUUGUAGGGAAAAGGAUGGAGAAUAAGAAUAAUUAUUAUUAUCUGUCUGUCUGUCUGUCUGUCUGUCUGUCUGUCUGUCUGUCUAUGUAUGUAUGUGUGUGUGUGUGUCUGUCUGUCUGUCUGUCUGUCUGUCUGUCUUUAUGGGUCCUCGCCUGGUCACCUUGAGCAACUUGGAAUUUCACCCAGGUGAGCGAGGAGACUGUCAAAAGAGGAUGCCAUGCUUGGUCCUCCUCCACUAGCACAUUGUGCUUCUUUGCACAGCAGGUGAAUGGCUCUUGCUUCCUGCUUUGCAGAGGUUUGGACUAGAUGUCCCUUCCAACUGCAGCUCUGUGAAUCUGGGACUAUACUGCAGACUCUUGGCAAAGGGACCCUUUGCCUCUGCCACUGGAAGAACACAAGUAUUGACUGCCUGUUCAUUCCUGGGCCCAAUUCAAGACGCUCACUUUAAAGCCCUAAAUGCCAUAGGCCAAUAAUAAUAAUAAUAAUAAUAAUAAUAAUAAUAAUAAUAAUAAUAAUUUAAUAAUAAUUUAUUUAUUUCCCCAGCCACUGUGGGCGCCACUGUGGGCGGCUGCCAACAGAAUAUUAGAAUACAAUAAUCUAUUAAACAUUAAAAGCUUCCCUAAACAGGGCUGCCUUCAUAUGUCUUCUAAAAGUCUGGUGAUUGUUUUUCUCUUUGACAUCUGGUGGGAGGGCAUUCCACAGGGCAGGUGCCACUACUGAGAAGGCCCUCUGCCUGGUUCCCUGUAACUUGGCUUCUCGCAACGAGGGAACCGCCAGAAGGCCCUCGGCGCUGGACCUCAGUGUCUGGGCAGAAUGAAGGGGGUAGAGACGCUCCUUCAGGUAUACUGGACCGAGGCCCCCAGAAUCUGAGAGUGCCUCCUUCCCGAAACCCUCUCGGGUUUUAAGAUCAGCAGAGAGGGCCUUGAGAUAGUCUUGCCUCCAUCAGAAGUUCAGGGAUGGUGGUGACCCAGCAUAGGGCAUUCUUUGUGGCAACCUCCAAGUUGUGGAAUUCCCUCCCAGCAGAAGUGCGCCUGGCACCUUCACUGCAGCUUUUGGCGAAUGAAUGCACACUUUUUUUUUCCUGGACUGUGACACCAGAGGGGUGUGUGGGCUGGGUGGUAAUAUCCAGUUUGGAGUCCAUAUCAUGAUAUCAGUUUCAUAGAUUCUGACCUGGCAAUAUAUUGUGAAUCAUGAUAUGUGUUAGGGCUGGGCGAUAGAACCUCCAAAACCGGUUUUGAGUCCAUGUCAUGAUAUUGGUUUUUAUAGUUUUUUACCUGGCAACAUAUUUUGCUCUGCAAAAAUUACAAUGUAGGAAAACCGUGAAGCCAGCCAAUGCUUCCCCAUAGCUCAAUCCAUAUUUCAGACAUUGUGAUAUAUCAGUAUAUCGCGAUGUUCAGCUGGUGAUAUAUCACGAAGUUGAAAGCCGGAUAUAGCCCAGCCCUAUCACAUAGUUCCAGACGUUGUGAUAUAUUGGUAUAUCGCAAUGCUGAAAAUCAGGUAUCAGCCCAAACUGAGUGUGAGGGACCACCCUAUUUCCAGGGACCACCCUAUUCCUGCAAUGGUGAUGUGUUUUAACUAUCUUUAAUACGGAAUUUAAAAUUGUAAUCUCCCCUGGGACCUGCUGGUGAAGAAGAGUGGGGAAUAAAUGUCACACUGGAUGGAUGCCCCAGCAGGAAACCCCCCCCCCAGCUCGACCUGAGUGCAACAGCUGCUCUCCCCUGAACCCCCCCCCCCCAAAAAAAAAGAUGACGGACCUGGGCUGAGCAACUUUCCCCAUUCUGACAGGGGAAAAGGGAUAUUGCAGAGCUGGGAAAAAUGGCAAAAAGGGCAGCCGAAAUGAUUCAGGGAGGUCCUAGAGGCCUCCCACCUCCUUCCCAAAACCUAGUUAGUGCUUCCCCAGCUUUGGGAAGGGGGUGGGAGGAUUCUAGGACCCUGGCCCUUCAAAUAACCAGCCUUGGGAAGGCAGCAUGAGGGUGUGUGCGUGUGUGCGUGCGCAAUCCCCAUUGUGUCCGUCAAUCCAGUCCAACCCCCUGCCGAGCAGGAAACACCAUCAAAGCAUUCCUGACAUAUACCUGUCAAGCCUCUGCUUAAAGACCUCCAAAGAAGGAGACUCCACCACACUCCUUGGCAGCAAAUUCCACUGCUGAACAGCACUUACUGUCAGGAAGUUCUUACUAAUGUUUAGGUGGAAUCUUCUUUCUUGUAGUUUGAAUCCAUUGCUCUGUGUCUGCUUCUCUGGAGCAGCAGAAAACAACCUUUCUCCCUCCUCUAUAUGGCAUCCUUUAAUAUUUUUGAACAUGGCUAUCAUGUCACCCCUUAACCUUCUCUUCUCCAGGCUAAACAUGCCCAGCUCCCUCAGCCGUUCCUCAUAAGGCAUUGUUUCCAGGCCUUUGACCAUUCUGGUUGCCCUCUUCUGGACACGUUCCAGCUUGUCAGUAUCCUUCUUGAACUGUGGUGCCCAGAACUGGACACAGUACUCCAGGUGAGGUCUGACCAGAGCAGAAUACAGUGGUACUAUUACUUCCCUUAAUCUAGAUGCUAUACUCCUAUUGAUGCAGCCCAGAAUUGCAAUGGGCCAGAUCCUCCCCUCUUUCCCCAGAGGCCAUGUAGACAGGUGGACAGGCCAAUCAUCUCAUAGCACCUUGCCACCAGGUGACCCAUUUUUGCACAGCACAAUGUACCAAAGCCUCAGCUCUCUGCCCUCUGUUGCUUUAUGCAAGGGCCGCGUCUUAACCUUCCCCACAUUGAUGUCAUGCAUGUCGUACGGGGGGCAGGUGAGCAUGGCUUGGCCAGACACUGAGGUCUGCUGACCUCAGAGGCCCUGAGUGCCUUCCAUCAGCUUCAACUGGUGGCCCAGCUAUGCCCCUAUCUGGAAAAGGAUAGCCUAACUUCCAUUGUCUAUGCUCUGGUAACUUCAAGGUUGGAUUACUGCAAUGCGCUAUACUUAGGGCUGCCUCUGAAGAUGGUUCAGAAACUUCAGCUAGUGCAGAAUUCAGCGGCCAAGUUGCUCACCAGAGAGAGACGCUUUGAGCAUAUUGCAUCAAUCCUGGUCCGACUGCACUGGCUACCGAUUAGUUUCCAGGCCCAAUUCAAAGUGCUAGUUUUGACCUAUAAAGCCUUAAAUGGUCAGGACCACAACACCUCAAGGACCGCCUCUUUCCAUAUGAACCUACCCAGACCCUGAAAUCAUCUUCUAAGGCCCUCCGUGUGUUGCCUCCUUGAGAGGUCCGGAGGGUGGUAACACGAGAACGGGGUCUUCUCUGCAGUUGCUCCCCAUCUGUGGAAUGCUCCCCCCCAGGAAAGGUCACCUGGCGCCUUCAUUGUACACCUUUAGGUGCCAGGCAAAUACGUUCCUUUUUAACCAGGCCUUUGGUUGAUCUGAUUUACAUCCUAUGCCCUUUUAAAAUGAGGGUUUUUUUGUGGGUGAGUGGGGAGGCUACUGGGUUGUUGUUUUUAUUUUUAUUAUGUAUUCUGACGUUUUAUAUCUUGACUUUAUUCUGUGAACCACCCUGAGACCCCCAGGU
Zootoca vivipara (common lizard) is the source of this 6750-nucleotide messenger RNA. RefSeq lists its product as uncharacterized. Gene Ontology annotation, cellular component: transcription regulator complex; chromatin; PcG protein complex. Lineage: Eukaryota; Metazoa; Chordata; Lepidosauria; Squamata; Lacertidae. Gene Ontology annotation, molecular function: DNA-binding transcription factor activity, RNA polymerase II-specific; RNA polymerase II cis-regulatory region sequence-specific DNA binding. Gene Ontology annotation, biological process: regulation of transcription by RNA polymerase II. The record is from RefSeq and is a predicted model, not a curated record.